This is a messenger RNA of Verruconis gallopava, 1427 nucleotides long. RefSeq lists its product as uncharacterized. The transcript has 3 exons. Lineage: Eukaryota; Fungi; Ascomycota; Dothideomycetes; Venturiales; Sympoventuriaceae. The record is from RefSeq and is a predicted model, not a curated record. Bases 111 to 740 code for a protein of 209 amino acids. Gene Ontology annotation, molecular function: pre-mRNA 3'-splice site binding; metal ion binding. Gene Ontology annotation, cellular component: spliceosomal complex; U2AF complex. Gene Ontology annotation, biological process: mRNA splicing, via spliceosome.
CGAAAAGUGAAUCCUUUGCCCAAAGCAUUAUCUUGCAACCAUACAUCAACAAACUUUGUCGCAGCAGCGUCUGAAAUAACUCCUUGUCCGUCUGUGGGCUUUUCGCCAAAAUGGCCAACUAUCUAGCUUCCAUCUUCGGUACAGAGCAAGACAAGGUCAACUGCUCGUUCUACUACAAGAUUGGUGCAUGCAGACACGGCGAUCGCUGCUCAAGAAAACAUGUCAAGCCCUCGUACUCGCAGACGAUCCUCCUGCCGAACCUGUAUCAGAAUCCUGCCUAUCAGCCAAAUAACAAGAUGAACGCUUCCCAACUGCAGAACCACUUCGACGCUUUCUACGAAGAUUUUUGGUGUGAGAUGUGCAAGUAUGGGCAGAUCGAGGAGGUCGUCGUAUGUGACAAUAACAAUGACCAUCUCAUUGGAAACGUGUAUGCGCGAUUUAAGUACGAGGACGAUGCCCAGAAAGCCUGCGAUGCGCUUAACUCACGCUGGUACGCGGGCCGGCCUAUCUAUUGCGAACUGUCCCCCGUUACCGACUUCCGCGAGGCGUGCUGCCGUCUUAACAGCGGUGAGGGAUGCGUCCGUGGAGGCUUCUGCAACUUUAUACACCGCAAACAACCGUCUCCUGAACUGGAACGCGAACUGGACAUGAGCACGAGGAAGUGGCUGAAGAUGAGGGGUAGGGAUGAGAGGAGCGUGAGCCGGAGCCCGAGCCCCGAGCCGACGAGAAAGAGGUACUAGUUUUUGAUCUUCACAAACCGAAUGAUACCCGUCCCGUCUUCAUGGGCAAUUUCUUACUCCCCUUCGUCCUUGUUAUGGCUCGUCCUGAGCGCCUGCCUGACCCAUCCCGACGGAACUGGGUAGUGAAGAUUCCUUCUCACGUUUUCCAAACGAGGCAACCAAUAUCAGCCGUGAAAACACAAAAAUGGAGGAUAUAGACGAUGCGGAGCUUGUGGGCACCCAAUCAUUUGGGCAGGAUGGCUGACACGUCUACCCCCACUGCCCGCUAGACAGAAUCACAGGCAUCUAGCGCUUAUGUUUGAUUAAGAGUCUGCAAAUGACAAUUAGCACAAUAAGCGCUGUGACUCAUGAUAUAGAGGGGUCAGCAGUCAGUCCAGAUGUCAUAAAUCUUAAUUUCAUAUGGGGAGACUGAGACAAUAUUGUGGCGAAUUUGAAAAUGGCGUGCGGUGUUCUUGAGGCGGAAUCGAGGGCUAUUCUGUGCAGGACAGAUGCAAGGAAUUGAAUUCAGCCUGCCGAUGUACUUAUACGUAACAAGCAGUGUCCUCGGGACGCGUCAGGAAACCAUGUAUAUGGAAUGCGUCCGCUCGACGAUACAUACUACAGCUGAGUUUGGUCGUCGCAACGUAUAUACCAAUAUGAUACAGUGUACUUUUACUUUUUUCUGUUUAACAUUCCAAAACGUAUCGC